GACGUGGUCCGCUCGGGAGUGGCGGGCGGCGGGCUGAGGGGGCGGCGUGUCUGCUAAGGAGGCCGGGCUGUGGAGGAGGAGCCGGGCUUGCAGCCGCCGCCCUCUCGGCCCUCUGAGUUUCCCGGGCUACCUCAACCUUCCCCAGGCGUGGGUGCCCUCGCGUACAGCCCGGCUCGUCCGCUCGCCUCCAGCCCCGAGGCGGCGUGGCGGGCUGGGCCCACACCCCAGCCCACCGGUGGGACCGUCCGGACCCCGUGGCCCCAAUGCCUGGGCGAGCAGAGCGGAGUGGGUGGCGGUGGUCGGAGCUGUGCCGGGGCUCCCGGGGCCGAGCGCGGCUGCUGUGCUGGGGCAGGCUGCAGGGACCGUGUGUGAGUUUGCCUCCCGAAUUCCAGGACGGAAAGAAAAUGAAGCUAUAACCACUCCAAGGUAUGAUUUGGUCCCCUGGGAUUUAGCAAGAAAGAAGUUGGAAAUACUUCCUGGAAGAAAACUAAAACAAUACAAAAGCCACAGCGUAUUCUUUACAUGUCAGCCACCUUACAAAUAUGGACACAUUUUCUAGCAUAUUCCCACCUGGAGGAGACAGCAGGCUGAAUCCUGAACCUGAGUUCCAAAAUAUGCUAAUUGAUGAAAGGGUACGAUGUGAACAUCAUAAACAAAAUUAUCAGGCUCUCAAAAUUGAACACAAAAGGUUGCAGGAAGAAUAUGUAAAAUUACAAAAUGAACUUAAGCGUGUGUCAAGUGAAAAGCAGGCAAACCAGGAAAAAUUCCAAAUGCUCUUUGAGGACUUACGGAGGGAUAUAUUCGAGAAAGUUAGGGAGAUGGAAAAAAUAAAACUGCAGAUAUUAACACCACAAAAAUUGGAACUGGUGAAAGCCCAACUACAACAAGAAUUAGAAGCUCCAAUGCGAGAACGUUUUCGGACUCUUGAUGAAGAAGUGGAAAGAUACAGAGCUGAGUACAACAAGCUUCGCUAUGAGCAGACAUUUCUCAAGUCAGAGUUUGAACACCAGAAAGAGGAGUUUACUCGUAUUUCAGAAGAAGAAAAAAUGAAACACAAGUCAGAGGUUGCACGACUGGAGAAGGACAAAGAGGAACUACAGAACCAGCUGCUUAGUGUUGAUCCCACGAGAGACAGCAAACGAGUGGAGCUACUCGUUCGAGAAAAAACUCAUUUGCUUCAGAAAUUGAAAAGUUUAGAGGCUGAAGUAGCAGAAUUGAGGGCUGAGAAAGAGAACUCUGGUGCUCAGGUAGAAAAUGUCCAAAGAAUACAGGUGAGGCAGUUGGCUGAGAUGCAGGCUACACUCAGAUCCUUGGAGGCUGAAAAGCAGUCAGCUAAACUACAGGCUGAACGCUUAGAAAAAGAGCUGCAGUCAAGCACUGAACAAAAUACCUGUUUAAUCGGCAAACUGCAUAAGGCCGACCGAGAAAUAAGCACGCUGACCAGUGAGGUGAAGGAGCUUAAACAUUCAAACAAACUAGAAAUAACUGACAUCAAACUGGAGGCGGCCAGAGCUAAGAGUGAGCUAGAAAGAGAGCGGAAUAAGAUCCAAAGUGAACUCGAUGGAUUGCAGUCAGACAAUGAAAUUCUCAAGUCAACUGUUGAACACCACAAAGUGCUCUUGGUGGAAAAAGAUCGUGAAUUAAUACGUAAAGUACAAGCUGCCAAGGAAGAAGGUUACCAGAAACUUGUGGUCUUACAAGACGAAAAGCUAGAACUUGAGAACAGAUUAUCAGACUUAGAGAAAAUGAAAGUGGAGCAAGAGGCCUGGAGGCAGUCGGAGAAGGAUCAGUGUGAGGAGAAGCUGCGGGCCUCCCAGAUGGCAGAGGAGGCGGCCCGGAGGGAGCUGCACAGCAUUAGGUUAAAACUUCAACAACAAAUUGUUAAUACCGAAAAGGCAGAGAAAGAAAAACUUGAAAAUUCUGAACUGAAACAGCAAAUCAGUCAUUUGCAGAUCCAAGUGACCUCACUGACCCAGUCGGAGAACGACUUGCUGAAUUCAAACCAAAUGCUGAAGGACAUGGUGGAGAGACUAAAACAAGAAUGCCGAAAUUUAAGGAGCCAAGCUGAAAAAGCGCAGCUAGAAGUUGAAAAGACACUGGAGGAAAAACAGAUACAGUGGUUGGAAGAAAAGCACAAGCUUCAUGAGCGUAUCACAGACAGAGAAGAGAAGUAUAAUCAAGCUAAAGAAAAACUGCAGCGAGCAGCAACUGCUCAGAAAAAGAGAAAAUCUCUUCAUGAGAACAAAUUGAAGAGACUGCAGGAGAAAGUGGAAGUCUUAGAGGCAAAGAAGGAAGAAUUAGAAACAGAAAACCAGGUGUUGAAUAGACAAAAUGUUCCAUUUGAAGAAUAUACAAGGCUUCAGAAGCGACUAAAGGAUAUACAGAGAAGGCACAAUGAAUUCCGAAGUCUGAUUUUGGUUCCCAGUGUGCCUCCAGCAGCACCGCUCACUCCGGCUGCCUUCCAGCCAUCAGCUGUAGUCCCUGGAGUGGACCUCUCCUUUCCCCCUCAUCUGCAGGAGGAACAACAUCAAAGAGAACUCUCUCUCCUUCGCAAAAGACUGGAAGAACUAGAGACCACACAAAGAAAGCAACUGGAGGAGCUUGGGUCUCCUGGGGAGUGAUGCCAGCCGGCAGAAAGGCAAAGCCAGACAGUCAAUAAAGUGUGACGGGUAACUGUGGCGCUGAGAUGCUUUCUUACCGUUUGCCAAAAUCUGUGAGCUGCCUCAAGGAAAGGUACUAGCUACAGCUGCACAGCAUGGGCUCCAAGAUUUUAGGAUUAUACUAAGAAAAUGAAGUAUUCAUAUAUUUAGAACAUGCAUUGACAACCUUUUGACAAUGCAAAAAUAAAAGGAACUAGUUAGUUUAAAAAAAUCAAGUUUUCAAAUUAAUUUUCAUUUUGUUGAUAUUUUCUGGCAUUUUGCUUGAAAUAUAUCUAUCCUGAAGUCCCUUUUCCUCAUCUUUAAGAUGUCUCCUUGGUAAUAACAAGAUCAGUAAACCUCUCCUUUAUUAUAUAAAAAAGUUUUAGAAAAAUCAUUUAAAAGUAUAAAAAAACUCUUAAAAGUUUCUAAAUAUGUUUAUUAUAGAAAUCUUUACCUUUUCUAAAAGCUGUGCACCUAAGUUAUUGAAUGAC
This is a messenger RNA of Apodemus sylvaticus (European woodmouse), 3130 nucleotides long. It is a transcript of the gene Cep83, whose product is annotated as centrosomal protein 83. Bases 543 to 2621 code for a protein of 692 amino acids. The record is from RefSeq and is a predicted model, not a curated record. The transcript is spliced from 17 exons. Lineage: Eukaryota; Metazoa; Chordata; Mammalia; Rodentia; Muridae. Gene Ontology annotation, cellular component: centrosome.